UUUGGUUCGAAAGGCAACAAAGGGUAGACAGCUUUUAGUUGUAGUCAGCGGCAGUUGAACUUCCUCACCUUUUGGUUAAGUUGUGGAUUUUGGAAGAGGAAGAAGAAGCACAAAGGAAAGGAAAGGCUGAGGAUGGUGACGGUAGAGGGGAGGGAGAGAACGCCGGAGCCGCAGCCGAGGGUAUUUAAGGGAAGAGAAGAAUUCGAAUCGAACGUACUACACACAGUAGUAGCGCUGGGGAUAUGGCUGGGGGCCAUCCAUUUCAACGUUGCUUUGCUCCUCUUCUCCCUUUACUUCCUUCCUCUUUCCAAAUCCCUUUUGGUUUUCGGAUUGCUUGCGUUAUUUAUGGUCAUUCCCGUUGACGAUAAAAGCAGAUUAGGCCGACGAUUGUCCAGGUAUAUUUGUAAGCAUGGUUGCAGUUACUUCCCAGUGACUCUGCAUGUAGAGGACAUACAAGCCUUUGAUCCUGAUCGUGCUUAUGUCUUUGGUUAUGAACCACACUCAGUUUUGCCAAUUGGCGUUGUUUCACUUGCUGACCUUACAGGUUUCAUGCCACUCCCAAAGAUAAAGGUCCUUGCUAGUAGCGCUGUGUUCUACACACCUUUUUUGAGGCACAUAUGGACAUGGUUGGGUCUUGCACCUGCGACGAAGAAAAAUUUCAUCUCCCUCUUGGAAGCUGGUUAUAGCUGCAUCAUAGUCCCAGGGGGAGUGCAAGAGACAUUUCUUAUGGAGCAUGGUUCUGAGAUUGCUUUCCUUAAGACAAGAAGAGGAUUUGUUCGCAUAGCCAUGGAAAUGGGCCAUUCUCUGGUUCCAGUUUUCUGCUUUGGUCAGUCGCAUGUUUAUAAGUGGUGGAAGCCUGGAGGGAAGUUCUUCCUACAAUUUUCUAGAGCUAUCAAGUUCACUCCAAUAUACUUCUGGGGAAUUUUGGGAUCUCCUUUACCCUUUAGGCAUCCAAUGCAUGUGGUGGUGGGUAGACCAAUUGAACUCAAGAAGAAUCCACAUCCCACCAUGGAAGAGGUCAUCGAAGCUCACCGUCAGUUUGUUGAAGCACUGCAAGAUCUCUUUGAAAGGCACAAAGCACGGGUUGGCUAUGCUGACCUUCAACUGAAAAUUCUUUGAUCGGAUCUUAAUUUGUAUUCUACUGCUCCCUCAUCAUUAUGCUAUCAUAUUCGGUAUGGUUGGGUGCACAGAAAAAUAAGGUCUCUUGUAGUCUUGCCUAACCAUGAUCUCAACUUUGCAAUUUGGCAGUUUAUUUAUUAUUUAAAAAAAAAAUAAUAUAUAUCAAAUCCGAAUAGGAUUUUUUUUUUUU
Molecule: messenger RNA, 1309 nt
Organism: Corylus avellana
Lineage: Eukaryota; Viridiplantae; Streptophyta; Magnoliopsida; Fagales; Betulaceae
Product: diacylglycerol O-acyltransferase 2D
Biological process (GO): triglyceride biosynthetic process
Cellular component (GO): endoplasmic reticulum membrane
Molecular function (GO): diacylglycerol O-acyltransferase activity
Source: RefSeq, a predicted model, not a curated record